Messenger RNA from Tetrahymena thermophila SB210, 363 nucleotides. RefSeq lists its product as hypothetical. The record is from RefSeq and is a predicted model, not a curated record. Lineage: Eukaryota; Ciliophora; Oligohymenophorea; Hymenostomatida; Tetrahymenidae. The transcript has 4 exons.
AUGGGAGGACACGGAGCUUGGAACGAAAAUCAAUAACAUUAUAAAUACUCUAAGGAGGAAAUUGAAGCCUAUCAAGUACCUAUGAGAAUUAAGGCUGGUCCUUGCGUUGAUACUUAUAUCCCUUUAAAAAAGUGUUUCUAAGAAAAUCCUACAAGUUUUGCUGCUAAAAUGCUUGAUGGCAGAAAGGGUAAAUGCGCCAAAGAAUUCAAAUACUAUAAUACUUGCUUAAAUCACUGGUAAACUUAUGAAAAUAACUCUCAUGUUACUAAUGCUUAUUGGGCUGAUACCAGUAAAGCUAAUGCUGAUGGUAUUUCUAAUACUUAUGGAGGUAGCUUCAGAAAGGGAUUAGCUUGGCUUAAUUGA